CUCGACAUUGAAGUGCUGGAACUAGUGAUCAACAUGGUGAAGUUUGAAGGAGAUUUCAGUAUAAAUGCGAUACUUAUGAACCACGCGGCUAACAAGUCGCCGCCGUCCCCGGCUCCCUCUUCGACCGACGCUGCUCCGUCGGAGGCGGACCUCAGCGAUUCCGAACUGGAUGUAACGGGCACCGAACCCGUCGACUGCACCAAACCCAAGGACAGCGAUAGCGAUGACAAGAAGGAUAAGAAACAUGAGAAGCCCGCGUACAGCUACAACGCCCUCAUCAUGAUGGCCAUCCGCAACAGCCCCGAGAAGAGGCUCACGCUCAACGGUAUCUACGAGUACAUCAUGACCAACUUUCCGUACUACAGGGAGAACAGGCAGGGCUGGCAGAACUCCAUCCGACACAACCUCAGCUUGAACAAGUGCUUUGUGAAAGUGCCGCGACACUACGACGACCCCGGCAAGGGCAACUACUGGAUGUUGGACGCAUCGGCGGAGGACGUGUUCAUCGGCGGCACGACGGGUAAGCUGCGCCGGCGAUCCGCGCUUAACGGCCGCUCGCGCCUUGCCUGCUUCAAAAGGCCUCUGUUCCCCGGAGGACCCCUUCCAGGAGCAUACCCUCCUGCGACGUACUCACAACUUGUCGGUCUGUACUCGCAACUGCUGUAUCAGAGAUAUGCGCCGAUGCAAAUGAAAACUCCUCCCGUUACUCCUAGUGCUGUGCAUCCAGCUUUCCGUGGCGCCGAAGCUAUGGGUUACGGGGGAUUGCCUUACUCGCCGGCUCUGUACGCGGCGGAGCGCAUGCCGUCGGGGCCGUACUUGGGCCAGUCGCCGCUCCUACAAAACUCGCCUAUCGCACAUCAGACGUCGGCGAUGUUCUCUCAAAUGUCACCAGUUCUUCCCCCGUCGCCACAUUCUCCACCAACAUCGGGCGCGUCGAGCCCCGAGCUGCCGGCACCGCCGUCGCACCACCCGCUCACGCCGCACAUCUACAAGCCAGUAACGGUGUUGACGCGGCAGUGAUUGCGACCUGGGGACAAUCUCAUAGAAGCUGAGCCAAAUACUCAGAGAAGCGCUCGAGACGACUUUCCUUAUCUGUGAUGUAGUUUUAGUUAGUGUACCAAAUGGACCAGUGGCGGCACUCGAGGUAAUCUCAAAUUAGUUUUAGCUGUACGCAUAAGCACUGUUCGCAUCGCAAUACUAGCACGAUCGUUGUACCUCACGUAGCAUUCCGCUAUCGUUUGUAUUGUAAGAAUAGUUUAAUCUGAUGUAAAUAAAUCCAAAGUGUACGUACAUAUAUUUAUUAGCUCUAGGUUUAAGAUAGAGAGAACUAUAAUGAAUGAAUGAUGAAUAAAACAAGAUAUUGUU
This is a messenger RNA of Hyposmocoma kahamanoa, 1365 nucleotides long. It is a transcript of the gene Foxg1, whose product is annotated as fork head domain transcription factor slp2-like. Gene Ontology annotation, biological process: regulation of transcription by RNA polymerase II. Gene Ontology annotation, molecular function: sequence-specific double-stranded DNA binding; DNA-binding transcription factor activity. The coding region runs from base 34 to 1020 and encodes 328 amino acids. The transcript has a single exon. Gene Ontology annotation, cellular component: nucleus. The record is from RefSeq and is a predicted model, not a curated record. Lineage: Eukaryota; Metazoa; Arthropoda; Insecta; Lepidoptera; Cosmopterigidae.